CGUAACUUUCGUUGACGUGACCUCACCUGAUUCGCCCAAGCGGCAUUUAACGCUCAGAAUGGCGCCUGGAGUUGACAUGAGCGACAAGAAUGCAUGGGACGAUUCAUUUCUGCAAGAUUCCUGGAAUGACGCUGUGGCCGAAUAUGAAAAGUACCAUAGCAUCGCCAAAUCCGGCAAGCGCUUGGAAGACGUCUUGAACGAGGAAGAGCUGAAAGAGCUGCGCGAGGAUCAUGGCGAUCUGAUAGGUGAGGUAGAGGCAACUGCUGGAGUCUUGGCCGAUGCGAACGACAACUCGGAUCAGAUGGAUACCGAGGACUCAGUGCAAGAGACGAAGGACGUCGAGCAAACUGACAUGGCAGGAGAUCAACUGCAGGAAACAACAGCAUCCGAAGAGCUAGACCAACCCAAGUCAGGCAAUGCAGGAACCACAGCGCCACACGAUAACGUCUUCGCCGCAAUGCCUCAGGCUCUAUUGGCCACAGUUCAAGACGAGAACCUCAAGAACAUUAUGAUGUCGUGGUAUUACGCAGGGUACUAUACUGGCCUGCAUGCAGGACAGCAGCUUCCGAAAGAUGCUCCACCAAGGCAGUGAA
Boeremia exigua is the source of this 593-nucleotide messenger RNA. RefSeq lists its product as uncharacterized. Lineage: Eukaryota; Fungi; Ascomycota; Dothideomycetes; Pleosporales; Didymellaceae. The transcript is spliced from 5 exons. The record is from RefSeq and is a predicted model, not a curated record. The coding region runs from base 59 to 592 and encodes 177 amino acids.